GAAAAUGGCAGAUAAACAAAAGAAAUUGUGAUUCUUGGAUAGGACAAAAAAUGAAGUAAAAGGACAAACAAAAGUUGAAGCCAUAAUUCAUUCUGCUGUCCUUGUAUUGCACCUAAGCCACAAAAUCUAAGCAAUGGCAUAAUCUCUUUUAAUCAAAGAAGCUACAGGAUUUGCACCCAAAGUCACCUAAGUCCUAUGGCCUCUACUUCAGCUCCUCCAUCUCCACUCUCCCUGUUCCUUGGAAAUAAUAGAAAUGGUUAUCCGACAUGGAAGAAGCAAGUUACUAUCCUGAUACAAAAAGCUGUGGCUAAGAGGAAGAACCAUGCUAAACUCUGUGUUUUCGCCGCGACACAAGAUGCAGGAGAACAGCAAAGGGCACCUCCUGGGGUAGAUACAAGGAUUCAUUGGGAGAAUGAAGAUGAAGGGUGGAUUGGAGGGAGCACUUCAAAAGCCAAUGAAGAGCAAUUUAAAGCUGAAACUGAGCAGAAGGAUUUAUUGGGUGAAAAAUUUGCAGAGUUGCUGAAUUCUUCUGAUUCCCAUUAUCAGUUCUUAGGGGUAACACCAGAUGCUGAUCUAGAAGAGAUUAAAGGAGCUUAUAGAAGAUUAUCAAAAGAAUACCACCCAGAUACAACUUCACUUCCAUUAAAAACAGCAUCUGAGAAGUUCAUGAGACUAAGAGAUAUCUAUGAUGUUUUAAGUGAUGAAGAAAGCAGGAGAUUUUAUGAUUGGACAUUGGCUCAAGAGGUAGCUAGUCGUGAAGCCGAGAUGAUGAAGAUGAAGCUUGAAGAUCCCUAUGAGCAAGAUCUAAGGAAUUAUGAACCAGUUCCAGAUUUAGUAGAUAGGCUUGGUGGAAAGAAUUUAGAGCUAAGUGACCAAGCUAUGACUGCUCUUACAUUUGAUGCUAUUAUAGUUGUGUUCUCAAUUGGUUGCAUCAUUUAUGCUGUAUUCUUCAAGGAGUACUAAUAGAUGUACAUCACUGUACUGUGUAUAGAUUAAAGUUGAAACAUGUUUUCCAUGGAAAAGUUUUUAGUA
This is a messenger RNA of Beta vulgaris subsp. vulgaris (sugar beet), 1032 nucleotides long. RefSeq lists its product as hypothetical. Lineage: Eukaryota; Viridiplantae; Streptophyta; Magnoliopsida; Caryophyllales; Amaranthaceae. Bases 196 to 963 code for a protein of 255 amino acids. The transcript has 2 exons. The record is from RefSeq and is a predicted model, not a curated record.